AUGCUUUCUCAAGGACUUUCAUACGUUAUUCUUAACGCCUCCAAUUGCGAGGAUUUUGAGAAAACACUCAGAUUCUAUCAAGCUCUUGGCUUCAAGAAUGUCGCCGACAAGUCUCACGAAUCUCAAUCUGAAGAAAGAACCGCUUGGUUGAAAUUAAACUCUGCCGAUGAAUGUGCUUCUGAAAUCACCAUUAAGCUCGUCUUGAACGCUUCUGCCAUUGCUCAACGCAAGCCUGCCUCCGAUGUCGAUUGGGCUUUGGAAGAAAAUGCCACUGUUUUGGCUGUAAAAGAUUUAAAUGCUGUCAAGUCAAAGUUGGCUGAGUUGAAUGUUACAGUACAAGAUCAUAGCACUGAUGACAAUGCCAGACUCUACGUUUUGGAUCCUCUCAACAACAUCACUGUCUUCUCCAACAAGCCUGCUACCAAUUGCUGUCCCAAGGCCACUAGUGCUGCUGCCGCUGUUGAGACUGCUGCCUCUGGAAGCAAGCGUCAAAAGAUUGCUGUUCUCACAUCUGGUGGUGAUGCUCCCGGUAUGAACGCUGUUGUUCGUGCUACCGUCCGCUAUGGUAUUGCCAAGGGCUGCGAUAUUUUUGCUGUCUAUGAGGGUUAUCAAGGUCUUAUUGACGGUGGUGAGCGUUUAAGAAAGAUGGAAUGGAAGGAUGUUCGCGGAUGGUUGGCCGUCGGCGGUACUACUAUUGGUACAGCACGUUGUAUGGGUUUCAAGACCCGUGAAGGCCGUCUUCAAGCUGCUGAAAACCUCGUCAAGAAUGGUAUUGAUGCCUUGAUUGUAUGCGGUGGUGAUGGUUCCUUGACUGGCGCUGAUCUCUUCCGUGCUGACUGGCCUGGAUUGGUCGAUGAGCUCAAAAACACCAACCGUAUCACUCAAGAACAAGCUGAUGCUUUCCACGUUCUGACCAUUGUCGGUCUUGUUGGCUCUAUUGAUAACGACAUGUCUUCUACUGAUAUCACCAUUGGUGCUGUUACCUCUCUUCACCGUAUCUGUGAGGCUGUUGACUCUGUCUCUACCACUGCUUUGUCUCACUCUCGUGCUUUUGUUAUUGAAGUCAUGGGUCGUCAUUGUGGUUGGUUGGCUCUCAUGGCUGGUAUUGCCACUGGUGCUGAUUUCGUCUUCAUCCCUGAGAAGCCUCCUCAAGAAGACGACUGGGAAUCUGUGAUGUGUUCUGUCGUUGAAAGACAUCGUCAUUUGGGUAAGAGAAAGACUGUUGUCAUUGUUGCUGAAGGUGCUAUCGACAAGAACUUGAACCCCAUCAAGGCUGAUCAUCUCAAGGACAUCUUGACCAACCGUCUUGGUCUUGAUACCCGUGUCACUAUCUUGGGUCAUACUCAACGAGGUGGUGCCCCUGCCUACUUUGAUCGUCUUUUGGCUACUACUCAAUCCAUCGAAGCCGUUAAUGCCGUUCUCGAAUCUACCCCUGAGACUCCUUCUCCCAUGAUCGGUAUGACUGAUAACAAGGUCACUCGUUUCCCUCUCAUGAAGGCUGUUGCUCUCACUCACGAAGUUGCUGAAGCCAUCGGUCAAAAGAACUUUGCUCGUGCCAUGGAGCUCCGUGAUCCUCAAUUUGCCGAAGAAUACGAUGCCUACAAUGCCACUACCAUCUUGGAUGAUAGCUCUAUCGUCUUGCCUGAACAUCAACAGCUCCGUGUCGGUAUUGUCCACGUUGGUGCUCCCGCUGGUGGUAUGAACGCUGCUACUCGUACUGCUGUUCGCUAUUGUCUUAACCGUGGCCAUACUCCCAUUGCUGUCAGCAAUGGUUUCGCUGGUCUCGCUCGUGGCGUUACCACCGAAAUGACUUGGAUGUCUGUCGAUGGUUGGACCGCUCUUGGUGGUUCUGAAUUGGGUACUAACCGUGCUGUUCCUGGCGAAGAUGUCGAUAUGGGUUUGGUUGCCUACCAAAUGCAAAAGCAAAAUAUUCAAGCUCUUUUGGUUGUUGGUGGUUUUGAAGCUUACGUUGCCAUUGAAAAGCUCGGAGAAGCUCGUGAAAAGUAUCCUUCCCUCCGUGUCCCCAUUACCUUGAUUCCUGCUACCAUCUCUAACAAUGUUCCUGGUACUGAUUACUCUCUCGGUUCUGAUACUUCUCUCAACGCCAUUGUCAACUCUUGUGAUGCCAUUGUUCAAUCUGCUCAAUCUUCUCGUCGUCGUGUCUUUGUUGUUGAAGUCAUGGGUGGUCGCUCUGGUUAUUUGGCUGUUGAAGGUGGCCUUGCUGUGGGUGCUAUGACCGUUUACAUUCCUGAAGAAGGUAUCAAUCUUUCUCGUCUCCAAUCUGAUGUUGAGCAUUUAAGAAACAUGUACUCUCACGAUGAUCCUGACAAGAGUGAAGGCAGAAUCAUUUUGCGUACUGAAGAUGUUUCCAAGACUUACACUACUGAUGUCAUUUCCAACAUUCUCAAGGAAGAAGGUGAUGAAAUGUUUGAUUCUCGCACUGCUGUCUUGGGUCACAUUCAACAAGGUAUUACCCCCUCUCCUCUCGAUCGUAUUCGCGCUACUCGUCUUGCCAUGCGCGCCAUCAUAUUUAUGGAAGAACACACUACUGAAGCCCUUUGCAAGGCCCAUGAAACUGGUUCUCCUGUUCCUAUCGAGCUCACCAACUCCAAGGAAUCCGUUGCCGUUGCUGGUAUCUCUGGCCACUCUGUCAUCUUUGAGCCUGUCACUGCUCUCAUGGCCGUUACUGACAUGAAGAACCGUAAGCCUCGCACUGCUUGGUGGAAUGAGCACAGACCUAUCAUUGAUCUCUUGGCUGGCCGUGGUCAUUUCAACUAA
Molecule: messenger RNA, 2778 nt
Organism: Mucor velutinosus
Lineage: Eukaryota; Fungi; Mucoromycota; Mucoromycetes; Mucorales; Mucoraceae
Exons: 4
Coding region: 1-2778 (925 amino acids)
Biological process (GO): canonical glycolysis; fructose 6-phosphate metabolic process; fructose 1,6-bisphosphate metabolic process
Cellular component (GO): mitochondrion; 6-phosphofructokinase complex; cytoplasm
Molecular function (GO): identical protein binding; monosaccharide binding; fructose-6-phosphate binding
Source: RefSeq, a predicted model, not a curated record